Telopea speciosissima is the source of this 3748-nucleotide messenger RNA. RefSeq lists its product as uncharacterized. Bases 571 to 3408 code for a protein of 945 amino acids. The record is from RefSeq and is a predicted model, not a curated record. The transcript is spliced from 2 exons. Lineage: Eukaryota; Viridiplantae; Streptophyta; Magnoliopsida; Proteales; Proteaceae.
GUGGGGGUUGCUGGAUUUGUUUCGGACUCCCUGGUUUUCUGGGGUUUUUGUUUGGUUGUCUGAAAAUGUGAAGUUUCAUUCUUCUACGGGAUUGAAACCUGGAAUUUGUUUUGGGAUCUUAUAUGCUCUCUCAUUUUCUGUGAUGUUGAUGUGUUGAAUUGUUUCUGAUUUGAAUCUUGGUGGUUUUGAGUUUCAGUGGUCAGACUCGGAAUAAAAUUAGGGUUUGACUGAUUAAGGUUUAAGGUCAGAGGGGAACCGGAUUUUUCUUUGGUCUUUUUCCCCUUUUCCCUUCUUUUGGACGUAGUCUUGGAGUUCUUGUUAAAGUUCUGGGUGUUAAUGGAAGAAUCUCUGAUUCAGAGUGUUUGAAUGUUUGGAAUAAAGUAAAGCCUCCUGGGUCCAGCCAAAGUUUGGAAUGUCGUUGAUUCUAUGCGGUUUUUCCCUCCUCAAAUUAGGGUUUUGAUUUUCGAAAGCAGAGAUGGGCUAACACCUGCGUUCGAGUUGCGCUGUGGCUGGUUUUCAUUUCUGGACUUCUCACGUCGAAGAUUGAUCUUGUGAGGAGCAUUUCAAUCAAUGCAUCUUUCACUAUGGAAGCCUAUAUCCCACUGUGCGUCCUUAAUCCUUGACAAGAAGAGUAGGAGGAGAGAUGGAUUGGAUUUGACGGAGGAAAGCAGCAAGGGCAAACCUUCGAUCCUCCGGCAGUUACAGGAGAACAAGCUCAGGGAGGCUCUUGAGGAAGCAUCAGAAGAUGGGUCACUCGUCAAAUCGCAAGAUAUGGAUUCUGAGUCCUUCUCCAAUCAAGAUGGGAGCUUCGGCAGGUCGAGAUCACUCGCCAGACUCCACGCACAACGGGAGUUCCUUCGUGCCACCUCCCUUGCUGCUGAACGAACCUUCGAGACUGAAGACUCCAUUCCCGACAUCCAUGAAGCCUUCUCCAAGUUCCUCACCAUGUACCCCAAGUUUCAAUGUUCCGAGAAGAUCGACCAGUUGAGAUCGGACGAGUACGGGCACCUCUCUGAUUUGGUUGCCAAGGUAUGUCUUGAUUACUGUGGCUUUGGGCUCUUUUCUUAUCUUCAGACCCUUCAGUAUUGGGAGUCUUGUGCCUUUAGCCUUUCUGAGAUAACUGCAAACUUGAGCAACCAUGCUCUCUAUGGUGGAGCCGAUAAAGGCACUGCGGAACACGAUAUAAAGACUAGGAUAAUGGAUUACUUGAACAUCCCUGAGAAUGAAUACGGCCUUGUGUUCACUGUCAGUAGAGGUUCUGCUUUUAAAUUGUUAGCAGAAUCAUAUCCUUUCCAGACGAACAAGAAGUUGCUGACAAUGUUUGACUAUGAGAGCCAGUCUGUGAACUGGAUGGCUCAGAGUGCGAAAGAGAAAGGUGCUAAGACUUACAGUGCUUGGUUUAAGUGGCCGACAUUGAAACUUUGCUCCAUGGAGCUGAAAAAGCAAAUCUCCAACAAAAAAAGGAGGAAGAAGGAUUCUGCAGUUGGGCUUUUCGUGUUCCCUGUCCAGUCGAGGGUCACUGGAGCCAAGUAUUCUUACCAAUGGAUGGCGCUGGCGCAGCAGAACAAUUGGCAUGUCUUGCUUGAUGCUGGGUCGUUGGGUCCCAAGGACAUGGAUUCACUCGGCUUGUCUCUCUUCCGGCCAGAUUUUAUCAUAACAUCGUUUUACAGGGUAUUUGGGUCUGAUCCUACUGGCUUUGGUUGUCUCCUGAUUAAGAAAUCUGUCAUGGGAAGCUUGCAAAGUCAGUGUGUGAACACUGGGUCUGGGAUGGUGAGGAUUGUGCCUGUUUACCCUCAGUACUUGAGUGAUUCGGUGGAUGAUCUGGACGGAUUGACCGGAAUUAAAGAUGAAGGGAUGGACGAUAAUGAAGAAUUGACACCUGAAACUCACCGUGGUUUACAAUUGCCUGCUUUUUCUGGUGCAUUCACUUCUGCACAGGUGAGGGAUGUGUUUGAGACCGAGAUGGAGCAAGAUAACAGUUCUGACAGGGAUGGUGCAAGCACAAUAUUUGAAGAAGCUGAGAGCAUUUCUGUUGGAGAAGUAAUGAGGAGCCCUGUUUUCAGUGAAGAUGAGUCAUCGGACAACUUAUUUUGGAUUGAUUUGGGUCAGAGCCCAUUUGGAUCUGACCAUUCUGGCCAGUUGAACAAAACAAAGCCAGGCUCUCCAUUACCACCCUCAUGGUUUACUGGCAGGAAAAACCAUAAUAGGAUGUCUCCCAAACCAGCAUCAAUGAUGUCUAGGAGUCCAAUCUACGAUGACUGUAGAGUAAAUCUCAGACCACAUGAAGAGCAUGUUUUGUCAUUUGAUGCGGCUGUAUUAUCAGUCUCACAGGAAUUAGAUCGUGUUAAGGAAGUACCUGAAGAGGAACAGUUUUCUGAAACAGAUCCAACUUCACAGAAUGGCGGAAAGGAUGCGGAUUUUCAUCAUGUUAGUGAGAUUGAGGAAGAAUCAACUCUAUCUGGUUCUAGGUUGUAUUCUACUGCAAAUGGAUCUGCACUCAAAGAUUCUUCUUCAGGUGUUAAGCAUGGUAGCCAUCAAAAUGGCUCAAACCCUGAAGUAUGCAAAGAGACCAAGGAAAGUGCAAUAAGGAGAGAAACAGAAGGCGAUUUUAGGUUGCUGGGAAGGAGGGAAGGUACCAGAUUUGGUGGAGGUAGAUUCUUUGGGGUGGAGGAGAAUGAAAGAGUUAUGAGCAUGGGUCGGAGGGUAUCCUUCAGCAUGGAGGACAGCCAUAAAGAACAUCGAAGUCAUAUCCUUGAGCCUGGAGAAGUUUCUGCGACAACACUUGGUGAUGACGAAUUAUUGAGUGAUGGAGAAGAUGAGGAUGGCCUAGAGUGGGAUAGAAGAGAACCUGAGAUAAUAUGCCAUCAUCUUGACCAUGUUAAUAUGUUGGGUCUCAACAAAACUACCCUCAGAUUGCGGUACCUGAUCAAUUGGCUCGUGACCUCAUUACUGCAACUUCAGUUUUCCAGUUCAGAUGGUAGUAUGGGAAAGCAUCUUGUUCACAUCUAUGGCCCAAAGAUCAAAUAUGAAAGGGGUGCAGCUGUGGCUUUCAAUGUGAGACACUGUAAUGGGGGGUUAAUUAGCCCAGAACUUGUUCAGAGGCUAGCGGAUAAACAUGGCAUAUCUCUGGGCAUUGGUUUCCUUAGUCAUAUACGGGUUGUGGACAGCCUGAAACAGCAUAGUGGGUCCUUAGACCUAGAUGACACUGCCUUGUGCAGACCAAUGAUGAAUGGCUGCCAAGACGGUAAAAAUGCAUUCCAUCGGGUUGAGGUUGUUACCGCAUCCCUUAGCUUUUUAACUAAUUUCCAAGAUGUGUAUAAGAUGUGGGCAUUUGUGGCCAAGUUUCUUAACCCUUCGUUUGUUGAAGGGGACAGACUACCCACUGUCCCUGAGGGUUCAGAAACAUAAUCUAUGCUGGUGGUAUAGAUGUUUUGUUUCAAGUUUAAAGUGAGAUAGACCCCCACGGCUGCGAAACCCUUCUCAUCUUUUCUGGGGAAAAGAGAUGAUGAGCAUUCUUUGUGGUGCACUUUCUGGGACUACCAGGGGGUUGGAUAUCCGGAACAGUCUUCUGAUAUUCCUGAAGAGGUUUUCCAUGAGCGGGUGGAUUUGUUUAUUCUUGGUUUUUUUUUUCUUCCUUAUUUGGUAUGUAUUUUUCUCGGGUUCAUGUAGAGUUUGCUUUAGAAAUGUGUAUCAUCUCAAGCAGACUUUGGAACUGGAUGCAUAAUGAAAUGGGCAGCAAUCAAGUUCC